AUGGAUAAAAACAAGCUGAAUGAAUUCAUGUCUGAAGGAAUUAGAGCAGUUAUUCUAGUAAAAGGUGAAGCAGCAAACAGCGGAAAAAAAUGGUUUCGUCGACGCAGACAAGUAACACUGGCUUUCCAUUUGGAAGUGCUGAGAGGAUACAUUUCCGUUUUCAACGAACAGUCAUUCCUCAUAACAGAGAAGAUACGAAGUUUGUCCCAUCGUCCUUGGAUUGAAAUUGAUGGUUUGAUUUCACAGUGCGGACAUGAAACGACAGUUAAUGCGAUCAAAUGGAUAAUAUAUUUACUAGGACUUCAUCCGGAUAUUCAAGAAAAAGUAUUUGAAGAGCAAAAUUCUUUAUUUCUAGAUGAUCCAAUUCGACCAUUAAUUUAUGAAGACACAUGUAAAAUGAAAUAUACAGAAUGUGUUAUUAAAGAAGCAAUGCGCCUCUUCCCGCCUACACCAGGAAUAGGAAGAAUAGCUCGGAAAGACAUUGCCAUAGGCAAUCAGAUAGUUCCAAAGGGCUCAUAUAUUGGUUUCAAUAUUUAUUCAUUGCAUAGAAAUCCAAAAGUAUUUCCAGAGCCAGAAAAAUUUGUUCCAGAGAGAUUCUUGCCAGAGAACAGCUCCGAUAGGCAUCCAUACGCUUACAUUCCAUUUUCGGCCGGCCCACGGAAUUGCGUAGGCCAAAAGUUUGCCAUGCUGUCCAUGAAAGUACAACUAAGUCAUUUAUUGAGAACUUUUAAAGUGUCUUCUCUGGAUCACAGAGACCAGAUCAAUGUUAUGUGGAAAAUGACCCUUGAAAAUGUGAAACCAAUUCGUAUUAAAUUUACUCAUAGGUGA
Messenger RNA from Uloborus diversus, 828 nucleotides. Its product is annotated as probable cytochrome P450 4d14. The coding region runs from base 1 to 828 and encodes 275 amino acids. Gene Ontology annotation, molecular function: heme binding; monooxygenase activity; oxidoreductase activity, acting on paired donors, with incorporation or reduction of molecular oxygen. Lineage: Eukaryota; Metazoa; Arthropoda; Arachnida; Araneae; Uloboridae. The record is from RefSeq and is a predicted model, not a curated record. The transcript is spliced from 6 exons.